ACCGACCUCAUCUUUCCAAAGAAAAAUCAUCCAGGCAAUCCUAGACAAUCGCUCGCGUACAUUCCGUGAUUCGUGUUCAAACACGUAAACUAUUUUCGGUUCCGUUGUUCAACAGGUCAUGUCCCAACCGACACGUCGCAGCAAACGUUUCAAGAUGGAGUCUCCGGUGGAAGCUGCUGAAGAAUCAAAACCAACCAACGUCGCAACGCUGCCGGCCCCAUCGCAGGGAGAGGGAGAGUGCAGUUCGUGCAAGGAAUUAGUGGAAAAUCCGGUAAGCUGUACCAAGUGCCAGAAGUUCUUCUGCUGGAAGUGUUUCGACGUUUGGCUUUCGUUCACGCCCCGUACAAUGUGUCCGGUUUGCGUGGGGGAAGUCAAGAGAAAGAUCGAUAGCUGCAUGGAACACGACCAGGAGCUGAAUCUGUUCUGCCUGACUUGCGGAACGCGCAUCUGCAGCGGGUGCUUCUUAAAUGCAACGGAUCACAAGCGGCAUCAGAUUGACGAUUUCGAUGUAGUGUAUCGUGAAAAGCGAACGGAUACCAAUGGGAAGCUGAAUGAUGUGGGCGAUGUGCUGGAGAAGUUCCAGGUCGUCGUCGAUACAACGAGGUUCAACGAGGAGCUGAUUUGCAAGACCGAGGAAACGAUUUAUCUCCAAUUGGAGCAGCUGAUGAAUACAGCUAAAGCGGAUACUGUUGAAUGGAAGGAUAUGAAGCUGAGUUUGUGCAAACUGAGGAAGGAAGCCCCGGUGAACAAGAUACGGCACUUCGAGGAGUUGCGGGGCAAGAUCGACGGUAUGGCCAAACAUGAAUUUAUUGCCAAGAAGGAGGAACUUGAGCUAGAAGCUGCCGAUCUGGUUCCUAAUUCUCAAGCCUUGUGUCCGCCGCCGAUCGGUUAUCAUGAUUAUAAGUCUUCGAUGAUCCCCCAGUGUCGAAUGGUUCUGAUUGUACUGGAGAAUUUUUCCCGUUACCUGGAAGAUCCUAAGUACGAUCUUAUCAGCAGUGCAGACGUGUCCGAUAGCAGCGAGACAUUCUGGACAGUUCGUGUUUUCAAGGGGAAACAUUUGACCGUUGACUUUUCCCAGAAGCAGUCGUUGAAGCAUAGCCUGCCAUUUCAACUGUUUGUGGAAAUUUUUAACACCGACCUUCGGAACACCCUGCGUGUGAUGCAAGAUACGCAAUCUACCAACUGUCAUAUCGAUUUGAUAGAAAUGGACAAACUAAAAGAACCAGGAUUCAUAUCCGAGUCCGACGAGGUGUCGGUUAGUAUUUGGAUACGUCCGUGGAACAUAAUGGUUGAACGUGAAGCUCUUACGUUGAACUUCUUGGAUCUCAAGAGGCAAAAGAUCGAACUGGAUGAUAAGCACAAUCGUGUCGUUGCGAAGUUAGCGGAUUCUGAGCAGUAUUCCGUUGGAUAUCUACGAAUCCCACUGGAGAAGCUGCAAUUCCCGGAGCAGAGCAACACGGAUAUGUUGCAAAUCAAGUCACACAUGAUUAAGGAUUUCAGCGGACGAUCCUGGCGUCUGUACGUCGAGCGGGUGAAAGCUAAUCGGAACUGUGCGGAAUCGUACAUUGGCGUAUUCUUGAAGCUGUGUUCACCGUUGAAGAAGAAGACUUCAACACUACGACGUCGCUACUAUGUGCAGCUGGUUAACAAAGAUAGCGAUUACUCCAUUCAGAAGUGCAGCACUGAUAAGUUCAAUCUAAACCUUCGGCUCGGGUGGUGCCCAUUCGUUAGGAUGUCGCGGGUUUUUGCCGAUAAUUCGGGCUUUGUCCGGAAGGGAGCUAUCGGUUUCAGAUUCGGUGUACAGAAUAAGAAGUGGAAGUAAAGGUUCCGAAUCGUUCAACUUGAAUCACCAUGCCUUUCGCAGCAGUAUAUUUUAUCAUCUUUGACCCUGAUACUUAACUACUAUUACAUUCUAUUUUUUUUCCUUAUGUAUAUUCUGAUAAUUAAUACCAGUAGCUA
Messenger RNA from Ochlerotatus camptorhynchus, 1959 nucleotides. RefSeq names its product E3 ubiquitin-protein ligase TRIM37-like. Gene Ontology annotation, cellular component: peroxisome; aggresome. Lineage: Eukaryota; Metazoa; Arthropoda; Insecta; Diptera; Culicidae. The coding region runs from base 119 to 1822 and encodes 567 amino acids. The record is from RefSeq and is a predicted model, not a curated record. Gene Ontology annotation, molecular function: zinc ion binding; ubiquitin protein ligase binding; ubiquitin protein ligase activity. The transcript is spliced from 4 exons. Gene Ontology annotation, biological process: protein autoubiquitination; negative regulation of centriole replication.